This is a messenger RNA of Drosophila albomicans, 1490 nucleotides long. RefSeq names its product mitochondrial import inner membrane translocase subunit TIM50-B (gene ttm2). The coding region runs from base 166 to 1356 and encodes 396 amino acids. The record is from RefSeq and is a predicted model, not a curated record. NCBI's taxonomy places the organism in Eukaryota, Metazoa, Arthropoda, Insecta, Diptera, Drosophilidae. The transcript is spliced from 2 exons. Gene Ontology annotation, molecular function: phosphoprotein phosphatase activity.
UCACCGCUGUUAGUUUUUGGGGAAAGCUACAUAAAAAAUGUGUAAAAUUAUCCUCGGUUGAAUUAUACAAAAAUGUCAAAUUUAUUAGUGGCCAUUUCGUUAAUUUGAAUAUCGAAAAAUAGUCUUAUUUAUUUGAAUCGGCAGACAAACGUUGCAGUUUAGCAAAUGACUCCAAUCGCAAUAGGGCGUAUGCUAUAUAGGGGCGCACGCUUCAGCCGCAAGCUAAUAAACACAUCUCGAACGCUCACAUCGGGAUUAUGGCAAACCAUGAUCAAUAGUGUCAUGUUCAACACGCAGGCGGGCAUCAAAUGCACAGAGGAUAGAAGAGGGCGGAUGUAUUUCGUUCAUCGUUAUUACUCGACAUGCGAGAAAACAUCGACGCAGAUAUUGUCAAAACUAUUUCCGCAAACAUCGAUGGAGUUGGAUGACGAGGAGAGUCGUGCGCGACGCAAGCGAGAGGAGGAGGAAGAACUGAAAGAAAUGGAGCGCGCCUGGCAGCGUAUGAAAAUUGGAUUCGCCUUUUUUGGCAUUGGAGGCGUACUCCUUUCAUUUUGGGCUAUCUACUUCUUUGGUAAGCCAACCGUCGAUGAGCAGGGCAACGAGAUGAUCGAUGAGUUUAGCGCACUGCCAACGAUGCAACAGUAUUUGGCACGCACGUUCAAGUCCUUUAAUCAUUUCCAACGGUUCAUCCAGGAGCCUUCGAGCCAAAAGCUACUGCCUGAUCCGCUCCAGGAGCCAUACGUACAGCCACCCUACACGCUGGUACUCGAGGUGAAAGAUCUGCUAAUCCAUCCGGAUUGGACCUAUCAAACGGGCUGGCGUUUUAAGAAACGUCCCGGCGUCGAUGUCUUUCUACGCGAGUGCUCCAAAUAUUUCGAAAUCGUUGUGUACACCGCUGAGCAGGGAAUGACUGUUUUUCCAUUGCUCGACGCCCUCGAUCCUCAUGGUUAUAUCAUGUAUCGUCUGGUGCGAGAUUCCACGCAUUUUGUGGGCGGACAUCACGUCAAGAAUUUGGAUAAUUUGAAUCGUGAUCUCAAGCGUGUGGUCGUCGUUGAUUGGGACAAGAACUCGACGCAAAUGCAUCCGGGAAAUACGUUCUCGAUUCCCCGUUGGUCGGGCAACGAUGAUGAUACCACUUUAUUCGAUCUGAUAUCAUUUCUGAGUGUGCUCGGCAGCAGCGAUGUGGACGAUGUGCGUGAAGUCCUGCAUUAUUACAAUCAAUUCCAGGAGCCAAUUGCCCAGUUUCGUGAGAAUCAGCGCAAGUUAUCGGAACAAAUGCAGGCGGAUGAAAUCGAGAAACUGAAUAAACCAAAGCCCAUGGUUAAGAACUGGUCGCGUGGUUUUAUGAAGCGUUGAGAACAAAAACACUUCACUCAAGGGGAAAAGCCUUUCACUCACUCUCUCUCUCUCUUUUUUUGUGGGGGCUUUUCGAAUUCUACUUUACGUUCCUGUUGCAUUGUUGUGACUUAACAAAUGAUUUCUGAAAGAGA